GAAGCUUGCGGAGCACGAGGAUGAAGCGCGGGCUUGAGAUAGCGCGCACACGCUCGCGUGCGCCUGUAGACACGCGCAAAGACACAUAGGGACUCACGCGGUGUUGGCAGUAGCAGCAGCAGCAGCAGCAGCAGUAGCAGUAGCAUUAGCACACUUGCUGAUAGGCAGGCAGAAUAAAAGUGAAAAUCGUCGGGGAUAGGAAAAGCAGUGGUGUCAGCGGCGCUGCAUUAUUAGGAUGUGCGCCCGCUAUCCGCAGCCGUCGCUCCGUUUCGCUUUCCGAGGAGAAUCAGUUGCUUCGAGCUUCCUGGCCGCGUCUCUUCGAUCCUCCGGGGCGAGAUCGGAGCGGAUUGCGUCCCACAUCCCUGCACCCGCAGGCAUCACAGGGGAUUGAAAUCAUUGAUAUAAAACAGAGGAAGAGGACAUGACAGGAGGUAAACUGACGGGCACGUUGUAGAUUGACUUCCCUUCUUCAGUUAAUGUACAAGCGUCCGUCUGGAGUAAAAAAUGGUGCAAUGCAACACUUGACAACAUAGCGUGCCGUCUGGACACCGAUGGGUUAACAACGUGCACUUCUAGACACGUUGCACUGUCCUGGAUGGUGGGAUCCUUUAGUACUUCCUCAACACAAACAAAAAGUGGCAGGCAGCCAACCAUUUCCUCUGCACUGGGAGCUUGGUGAUUUCAUUGUAGCUCCAGAUCUACCAUGCGAGGAACUCCAGAGCCAGUUUGCAGUGCCUGUUAUGUAACACGCGGCUAACUGUGGUCACCUUCCCACAACCAAGGAUAUACCCCUUCCACCAUGCAGAGGAGUGGAGCCACGUCGGAUGUGCUGUUUUUUCUACCUGUCCGCAUACCUCCUGAGCGUCUCCUCCUUCCAUCUCUUUGGGUGCUGCUAUCCACAAUUUUGUUGCCACUAUCCGGGGUAAAAGGUUCCACACUCAAUUUCCACACAACGUGCAUUUGCGCCAGCAACAUUGUGAGCUGCAGCAAGAAAGAGCUGACAGUUGUCCCUACAGGUUUGCCCAGUUACACAGCCGUGCUGGACUUAAGCUACAAUAGCAUCACACGUCUCCGGGCCGAGUGGACAGUUAACAAGCUGGAGAAACUGAAAACACUUCUCUUAAACCAUAAUGGGAUGACUUUCAUUUCCACCGAGGCCUUCUCCAAUGUACCCAACGUGCGAUACCUUGACCUCUCUUCCAACAAGCUGCACAUAUUAGAAGAAUGCUUCUUCCAGGACUUGCAGCACCUUGAAGUCCUGCUGCUCUAUGACAAUAUAAUUGCUCAAAUCGAUCGCUCGGCUUUUGAAGGCCUGAAUAAGCUACAAAAACUUUACUUAAGUCGAAAUAAGGUCUCACGUUUUCCCAUGGAGCUGGUUAAAGAGAAGACCCGCUUGCGUGAGCUAACUCUUUUGGAUAUCUCCUCCAACAACAUAAAAACUUUACCUGUGCAUGAGCUCAAGAUGCUGCCUGCCUGGAUCAAAAAUGGUCUGUACUUUCACAACAACCCCUUCACCUGUGACUGUGAGCUGUACAGUUUGCUGGCACACUGGCAUAUAAGAAGGCUCAAUUCCGCAGUGGAUUUCAAAGAUGAGUAUACCUGCAUUUUUCAGAAAAUGACAGUUGGGGUUUUUGAGCUCAGUGAGAAUUACUUGAAUUGCAGCACAGUUAAGGAGACAGACAUUGAGGCUUAUCUGGGUGAUACUUUGACCAUCACUUGUGACACCAAGAACAGAGGCAUGACCAAAAUGUGGACUACUCCAAACAAUGACUCAGUUGCUUUACUUGGGAACAACCACACAUAUGUCAUCACAAACGAUGGUAACUUACAGAUUCGUCCUGUUCGGGCAGAGGAUUCUGGGAUCUACACCUGCUUUGCAGUUAGCGAUACUCUGAAUGAGACUCUCUAUGUCUCUGUAAAGGUUCAUAACUUUACACAACAUGGAGGUCACGAGACACUAAACACUGCCUACACCACCCUGGUGGGAUGCAUUGCAAGUGUUGUCCUGGUCCUCAUCUACCUGUACCUGACCCCAUGUCGCUGCCUUUGUUGCCGGGGUGAUGGGAAGUCAAAAAGCCAAAAGGAGGACAGCAUUCAUUCCUCCAUGCUUAGUGCCACACCCACCCAUGAUCUGCUGACUGGGAAAGCAGGGCUUAGCAGACACGUGGCAUUUAUCGAGCCUUCCAAAAACUUGCAGGGCCAAAAUGGCAAAGUGAAUCCGGCCCUGGUUGAAGAGCAAGAAAGGAAGCGGGAAAAGGACCAGAGGAAAAAGUCAGAUGCUGAGUCCAUUAGCUCGGUGUUUUCAGACACACCUAUUGUGGUGUAAGUUUAAAAAAAAAAUGCACUGAAACUCCAAAUCAGCAGCAGAGCUUUCUACUGUGAGUUGCACACAAUGGAAAUUAAAAAGGUUUCUUUCUUUUUG
Erpetoichthys calabaricus (reedfish) is the source of this 2422-nucleotide messenger RNA. It is a transcript of the gene amigo1, whose product is annotated as adhesion molecule with Ig-like domain 1. The transcript has 3 exons. The record is from RefSeq and is a predicted model, not a curated record. Gene Ontology annotation, molecular function: protein binding. Bases 800 to 2326 code for a protein of 508 amino acids. Lineage: Eukaryota; Metazoa; Chordata; Cladistia; Polypteriformes; Polypteridae. Gene Ontology annotation, biological process: brain development.